Phoenix dactylifera (date palm) is the source of this 2569-nucleotide messenger RNA. RefSeq names its product cyclic nucleotide-gated ion channel 2-like. The record is from RefSeq and is a predicted model, not a curated record. Lineage: Eukaryota; Viridiplantae; Streptophyta; Magnoliopsida; Arecales; Arecaceae.
AGCCUCAGAGAGCUCAGAGAGAGAAAGAGGUUUGGUUCCUUUCUUCUAAUAGAUAACUGACGAUGAGCUCCUCCUCCGAUCUCUCUCUCCACAGCGAUCACAUCCAAAUGCGGUCCCCCAGCCCUAAUACUGUAACCGGAUCCGGCAAUUCUCUCACCGAGAUCACCUCCCCUCGCCGUCGCCACCACCCCUCCGCCCAUUCCGGUUGCUGGUGGACCCGGCUCCUCCGACGAUGGAAGUUCCGCCUCGGCGGUGACGCCGACGACGAACGGGCGGCGGGGGAUUGCUACGCGUGCACGCAGGCGGGCGCGCCGGCGUUCCAUUCGACGAGCUGCGACGGCGCCCACGCCCUCGAGUGGGAGGCCGGCGCCGGCUCCUCCCUGAUGCCCAUCCAGAACACCGCCCGGGCCUCCGCAUCGGGUGCCGGCGAGCGGCGGACCGGGAGGCGGCCGGCGUUGGUGUUCGGGGCGGUGCUGGACCCGCGGAGCGGCGGCGUGCAGCGGUGGAACCGCGGGCUGCUGCUGGCCCGGGCGGUGGCGCUGGCGGUGGACCCGCUGUUCUUCUACACCGUCUCGCUCGGCGCGAGGCCGACGGCGGCGGCCGCGGCGGCGUCGGAGGGGGGAGGGUGCGUGGUGGGAAUGCAUGGGCGGCUCGGGGUGGCGGCGGCGGCGGUGCGGACGUGCGCGGACGCGGUGCACGUGCUGCACGUGUGGGUGCAACUGAGGCUGGCGUACGUGUCGCGGGAGUCGCUGGUGGUGGGGUGCGGGAAGUUGGUGUGGGAUCCGCGGGCCAUCGCCUCCCAUUACCUCCGCUCCUCCAAGGGCUUCUGGUUCGACCUCUUCGUCAUCCUUCCCUUACCCCAGAUAAUCUUGUGGUUGGUGCUGCCAAAAUUGAUUAGAGAGGAAGAGCUCAAGCUUAUAACAACCGUCCUGCUAUUAAUUUUCUUGUUCCAGUUCUUCCCCAAGGUUUAUCACAGCAUAUGUAUGAUGAAGAGUAUGCAGAAGGUCACCGGCUACAUAUUUGGAACCAUUUGGUGGGGAUUUGGGCUCAACCUUAUUGCUUAUUUCAUCGCAUCUCAUGUAGCUGGGGGUUGCUGGUAUGUUCUUGCGAUCCGACGUGUCGCCUCAUGCCUCCAACAGCAAUGCCAGAAGAACAACAAUUGUGAUCUCAUGUCGAUAGCCUGUUCGAGAGAAGCCUGUAACCGGCCUUCAUUACCAGCUGGAAUCGAUGAACUAUCUUGCAUUAGUAAUCUGACAUCUGUUGGAAACCAAAAUCUCCAUUCAUGCUUAAAUGUAGAUGGGCCAUUUCAGUAUGGCAUAUAUGAUGCAGCUCUUCCUGUCAUGUCCAGCAACUCACUUGCUGUUAAGAUACUCUACCCUAUAUUUUGGGGCCUUAUGACUCUCAGCACUUUUGGCAAUAAUCUUGCACCAACAAGCCAGUGGCUGGAAGUGAUAUUCAGUAUAGCAAUAGUGCUAAGUGGCCUAAUGCUCUUUACUCUAUUGAUUGGAAAUAUCCAGGUGUUCCUGCAUGCAGUCAUGGCAAGGAAGAGAAAGAUGCAAUUAAGGUGUCGAGACAUGGAAUGGUGGAUGAAGCGAAGACAACUUCCCUCGCGCUUGAGGCAGAGAGUCCGACAAUACGAACGCCGGAGAUGGGCCACAAUGAGAGGAGAAGAUGAAAUGGAGAUCAUCAAAGACUUGCCAGAGGGCCUAAGACGAGAUAUCAGGCGCUAUCUCUGCCUUGAUCUCAUUAAGCAGGUGCCUUUGUUCCAGAGCUUGGAUGAUCUUAUCCUUGACAAUAUAUGCGACAGAGUUAAGCACCUUGUCUUCUCCAAGGAUGAAAAGAUUAUUAGAGAAGGAGAUCCAGUACAACAAAUGGUUUUUAUCGUUCGGGGGCACUUGCAGAGCAGUCAAAAGCUCAGCAAAGGGAAGGUAGCAACGUGCAAGCUAGGCCCUGGAAACUUUCUAGGGGAUGAGCUCCUUUCAUGGUGCCUACGUCGCCCAUUUAUGGAUCGCUUACCAGCUUCAUCUGCUACCUUUGUUUGUGUUGAGCCAACGGAGGCCUUUGGCUUAGAUGCAUGCCACUUACGCUACAUCACCGAGCAUUUCAGGUAUAGAUUUGCAAAUGAUAAACUCAAGAGAAUAGCAAGGUACUAUUCAUCGAACUGGAGAACAUGGGCAGCAGUUAACAUACAACUCGCAUGGCGCCGUUACAAGGCCAAAACUAGAGGUGUGGUGAUCCAACCAUCAGAAUUCAGUGACAGCGAACGCCGUCUUCGGCUUUAUGCUGCAAUGUUCAUGUCGAUGCGACCACAUGAUCACCUUGAAUAGUGGAGAAGAGCUCACUUCUGAGCUGACACAUUUCUGUGGGAGCUAUCCAAUUUGCUAGCAAGGAAAAUAAAUAUCAAGAAGAUGGAUUCCCUCUGGAACAAUGAGAGAAAGAUAGAGAAUAUUUCAUCCAGAAAAAUGCAAAUGAACAGAUUGCUUCUUUUGAAGAUGAGAAGAAUGGAGUAAUUUUCAUUGUUUUCUGAAAAGAAUAAAUUCAAUAAAGAUACUUGUUCUAUAGAACUCAA